GUUAUUUGUGCCGUCACCUUAUAAGUUUUCAAUCCUUUCAUUCACACACGUUGGUUUUACACUUUCUUCUUCUUUCUCUCUCAAAAAAAUUCCCCUUUUUUUCACUCUCUUCUUCUUCUUCUUCUUUCACACUCUCACAAUCUCUUUCUAUCUCUGGUAGAACAACAAUAACUACACAAUCACAAAGGUUUGAAGGUGUAAUAAACCAAUGAUGGAUGAAAAUCCUAAGAAAAAAGGCACCGAUGGGAUGGUAGCCCCUAAAAAAAGGAUGAGCGUUGUGUUUAGAGACACCGCUAAUACCAGAAAUCGAAAUGAUCAAAUUUGCAGCCGAGUAGGUUGCAGUAGUACUGCCAACCCUCCUAAGGUUGCUCAAGUCAGACCUUCCGAAAAAGGUAAAUCUUCAAGGCCAUCAAUGCAGUCAACUUCAAGUGGCAAGGAGGUAAUCGGUAGUUCCCGUAGAACAGCUACAAACCCAGCAAAACCACUUGUAAAGCCUCGGAGAACAUUAACUUCAAGUGGACUUCAAGCUGACAAGGAAGGUAAAGAGUCUACUAAUGUAACUUUGACGGAAGUAAGAAAAUCUAGCGGGGUAUCAAAUUUAAGUUCUCAAAGGAAUUUUAAUCAAAGACCUGGAACUAGAUUUAGUCAACGAGAAAAUGAAAGCAUUCGUCCGGCGAAACAAGCUGUUUCUAGCAGCAAGUAUGGAUUGAGGAACCUCAGAUGCAAUACUAUAUCUGAUAUCAUCCCUUCUUCUUGCUCAUCAUCAGAUUCUACCCUUAAUAGAAAGAAGGCUAUGGUAAAAAAGAUAAACACUGGAGGGGAAAGUAGCUCAACUGUGAAAGGGAAGAUGACCGGUUCUUCAUUGGAAGGAUUGAAUUCUGGCUCCAGAAAUGGAAUAUCUAUAUCUGAGGCAAGAGGAUCUAAAAAUAUUCCUCCUCGUAGGGACAAUAGCAGAACAACAGUUAGACCUGAAAGAUCGAUUAGUCGUUAUGCCAGGGGAGGAUUGUCUAGCCAAGGAAAUGAAAACCUCACGGAAACCAAUGAGCCCCGUGUUCAGUUACCUAGUUCGCCUCAUCGUAUUGAUCUUAAUUCUCCUGUCAUUGAAGUGUUAAGUGAUAUUAUGCCUAUCUCUCCUGAAGAAUAUGACACCCCUCAUUCUCUAAUAAAUCAGAAUGGAUUUCGGCGUUACGAUAUGGACAAUAUUUCUGAGGUAUUAUUGGCACUAGAGAGAAUUGAGCAAAAUGAAGAGUUAACCCAUGAGCAAAUUCGUUUACUAGAGACCAACUCGAUUGUUAGCGGGCUUGACUUAUAUGAUCGUCAUAGAGACAUGCGAUUGGAUAUUGAUGACAUGUCAUACGAGGAACUCUUAGCUCUUGAAGAGAGAAUGGGUACCGUGAGCACAGCUCUAACAGAAGAAGCACUCUCAGAUAGUCUUAAAAGAAGUACCUAUCAGUCUGCGCCUUCAGAUGAUGCAUCCAACUGUGUUAAUGGGGAUAAGGGCGAUAUCAAAUGCUGCAUUUGCCAGGAUGAAUAUGUUGUUGGAGAUGAAGUUGGGAGACUGCAAUGUUCACAUAAGUAUCAUGUUGAUUGCAUACAGGACUGGUUGAGGUUGAAGAACUGGUGCCCUAUUUGCAAAGGGUCAGCGGCACUGUCCAAUUCAUCGCCAUCUCAUUAAUUGCAUUGGUCUUUCCCAUUUGUACAAAACUGUUCCUUUCUUUUUCCUUCUGCACAAAGUAUAGUUGUUUCUAGUCUCUUCUAAUUGGUCCUAUGUAUAUAGCAAAUUAGUUCAUCCCAUUUAAUGAUGAAAUAAACCGUGGCUUAACGGGCUCAAGUGGGAUCUAGAUUCUCUUCAGUCACAAAAACACACUCACCAAAUUGGAUUCAUUGGGUGAAUAUUAGACGGCUCACAUUAUGAUUUUCAAAACAUGAACUCAAAAUGUGAACCGUCUAAUGGUUUCGAUCAAUAACCGCAUUUUUUGUGUGACAGCAGAGAAUUUGUUUCCACUUUUUGAUUAGGGAUUCAUUAUCUUGUGGAUGGAAAUAGGCUCAGCUUAUUGUUUUUUUUUUUACUGAAAAACAUAACAAAUCAAUUGAUUUGCAUGAGACUUUGUGUUUUUCUAUGACUAGAGAUUUCGUUUCCACUUACGGAGUUGGAAUUGAUUGUUUUCUUGCGGAAUAAAGUAGUCUCAUCUCAUUGUUUUUUUACUUAAAUGAUUAACAAAUCAAGUGAUUUGCAUAAA
Messenger RNA from Trifolium pratense (red clover), 2240 nucleotides. Its product is annotated as E3 ubiquitin-protein ligase Praja-1-like. Gene Ontology annotation, molecular function: ubiquitin protein ligase activity. The transcript has 6 exons. The record is from RefSeq and is a predicted model, not a curated record. Lineage: Eukaryota; Viridiplantae; Streptophyta; Magnoliopsida; Fabales; Fabaceae. Bases 209 to 1675 code for a protein of 488 amino acids.